Molecule: messenger RNA, 2725 nt
Organism: Capsella rubella
Lineage: Eukaryota; Viridiplantae; Streptophyta; Magnoliopsida; Brassicales; Brassicaceae
Product: subtilisin-like protease SBT1.4
Exons: 1
Coding region: 126-2480 (784 amino acids)
Biological process (GO): proteolysis
Molecular function (GO): serine-type endopeptidase activity
Source: RefSeq, a predicted model, not a curated record
UUCAUAAAUUGGUGACGUGGAAUAUAGACGAAAUACAAGAUUCAGAAGCCUCAAAGAGAUAAAUAAAUACGUCACUAACAAAAGUAUCCCACUCAACGAAUCUUCUUCUUCUCAUAGCCAUUGCCAUGGCUAAGCUCUCUCUCUCCUCCUCCUUCUUCGUCUUCUCUCUCUUCCUCUGUUUCUUAUCCUCCUCUUCUUCUUCUUCUUCUUCUUCUUCUUCAUCGGAUGGCUUAGAAUCCUACAUCGUCCAUGUGCAGAGCUCUCAUAAGCCUUCCCUCUUCUCCUCCCACAAUCACUGGCACGUCUCACUCCUCCGCUCUCUCCCUUCUUCUCCUCAACCAGCAACGCUCCUCUACUCUUACUCACGUGUCCUUCAUGGUUUUUCCGCUCGUCUCUCCUCUCUCCAUACCGCCGCACUCCGCCGUCAUCCUUCCGUCAUCUCCGUUACCCCAGAUCAGGCGCGUCAGAUUCACACCACCCACACGCCUGCCUUCCUCGGUUUCUCCCAAAAUACUGGUCUCUGGAGCAACUCUGAUGACGGCGAAGACGUGAUCGUCGGAGUUCUAGAUACUGGAAUCUGGCCGGAGCAUCCGAGUUUCUCGGAUUCAGAUCUCGGUCCAGUUCCAUCUACCUGGAAAGGCGAGUGCGAGACCGGACCUGAUUUUCCCGCCUCAUCUUGCAACCGGAAAAUUAUCGGAGCUCGAGCGUAUUACAAAGGAUAUUUAACGCGACGGAACGGAACAAAAUUGCAUGCGGCGAAGGAAUCGAGAUCACCGCGCGAUACAGAAGGUCAUGGAACACAUACGGCAUCUACGGCGGCUGGAUCGGUGGUUGCUAACGCGAGUUUGUACCAUUACGCGCAGGGAACGGCGCGUGGGAUGGCGUCUAAGGCUAGAAUCGCCGCUUACAAAAUCUGUUGGAGCAGCGGCUGUUACGACUCCGAUAUCCUCGCCGCCCUGGAACAGGCAGUUGCGGACGGUGUUCACGUUAUCUCUCUCUCCGUCGGGGCAAGCGGUUCCGCCCCGGAGUAUCACAGGGAUUCUAUAGCGAUCGGAGCAUUUGGAGCGACGAGGCACGGCAUCGUCGUUUCUUGCUCCGCCGGUAACUCUGGUCCUGGUCCCGAAACUGCGACGAACAUCGCUCCUUGGAUAUUAACCGUCGGUGCGUCCACCGUAGAUAGAGAAUUCUCGGCAAACGUAAUCACUGGCGACGGGAAAGUCUUCACGGGAACAUCAUUGUACGCAGGCGAAUCUCUGCCGGAUUCUCAAAUUUCUCUGGUAUAUUCCGGCGAUUGCGGAAGCAGAUUGUGCUCCGUUGGGGAAUUGAAUUCAUCAUUGGUUGAAGGCAAAAUUGUUCUAUGUGACAGAGGAGGCAGCGCCAGAGUUGAAAAAGGAAGGGCCGUCAAACUAGCCGGUGGUGCAGGUAUGAUUCUAGCGAACACAGCCUCAAGCGGUGAAGAACUCACAGCCGAUUCGCAUCUUGUUCCAGCGACAAUGGUUGGAGCUAAAGCUGGAGAUCAAAUCCGCGACUACAUCAAAACAUCAAACUCUCCCACCGCAACUAUCAGCUUCCUAGGCACUUUGAUCGGACCAUCUCCGCCUUCUCCCAGAGUCGCUGCUUUCUCUAGCCGUGGACCAAACCAUUUGACCCCGGUUAUCCUCAAACCGGACAUGAUUGCGCCUGGAGUCAACAUUUUAGCCGGUUGGACCGGGAUGGUUGGUCCAACCGAUUUAGAUAUCGAUCCAAGACGGGUCCAAUUCAACAUCAUCUCGGGUACAUCGAUGUCGUGCCCACACGUGAGUGGGCUGGCCGCACUCCUCCGUAAAGCUCAUCCCGAUUGGUCACCUGCGGCGAUCAAAUCGGCACUGGUAACAACCGCUUACGAUGUCGAAAACUCCGGCGAAGCAAUCGAGGAUCUCGCCACGGGGAAAUCAUCGAACCCGUUCAUCCACGGAGCUGGACACGUGGAUCCAAACAAAGCUCUGAAUCCUGGUUUGGUUUACGACAUUGAAGUGAAAGAAUACGUGGCUUUCCUAUGCGCUGUUGGAUACGAGUUUCCGGGGAUUCUAGUCUUCCUUCAAGAUCCAAGUCUUUACGACGCGUGCGAAACGAGCAAGCUCAGAACCGCCGGAGAUCUCAACUAUCCAUCAUUCUCCGUGGUUUUCGGAUCGACGGGAGAGGUAGCGAAAUACAGAAGAGUUGUUAAAAACGUGGGAAGCAACGUGGACGCGGUGUACGAAGUGGGAGUGAAAUCACCGGCGAAUGUCGAGAUAGAAGUGUCUCCGAGCAAGCUAGUGUUUAGCAAGGAGAAGAGGGAGCUGGAGUAUGAAGUGACGUUUAAGAGCGUUGUGCUUGGCGGAGGAGUCGGAUCCAUGCCGGGUCAAGAAUUCGGGUCGAUCGAAUGGACAGACGGUGAUCACGUGGUUAAGAGUCCGGUGGCCUUCCAAUGGGGUCAGGGAUCAUCUGCUCAGUCCUUCUGAAUGAUCAUUGGGCUCUGGUUCGAAAUGACAUCUUAUCGGGUUUGUUUAAUGGGCCGAUGAUCUGUAUACUCAAUAUUGAGCCCCUCGGUCUCUGCAUGGGGCAUGGGGUGAAUGACCAGAAAAAAUCGAUUGGCAUUUGUAAACUUUUAGAUUCUUGUUUGAUUUUCAUGCAUCCGUCCGGGUUUGGCGAUGAAAUAAAACAAACGAUUCCAAUUCGAAAAAAUUACCGUGUGUUUUACUUUGAA